UUGAGUACCGAUUCAUUCGUCUCUGUUCCUAGGCUCGAGUAAAUUUACUACGCGUAAAAGCAACAAUAAAAGAAGGCGAGGAUAAGUUCACGAAAGAAACUAGAUUCAAAUGUUCUUUCUAACUUGUUACUUGUAGUUAUCUGGUGUUCAGGUGAAGAAAAUUAUAGGAAAUCGUUUUAUUUAGCUAGUUAGCGAGGUAUGGCCGACAUCGAUAAACUCAACAUAGACAGCAUCAUACAGCGCCUGCUGGAAGUGAGAGGGUCAAAGCCUGGUAAGAAUGUUCAGCUUCAGGAGAAUGAAAUCCGUGGUCUCUGUCUGAAAUCUCGUGAGAUCUUUCUCAGCCAGCCUAUCCUGUUGGAAUUGGAGGCCCCUCUAAAGAUCUGUGGUGACAUUCAUGGGCAGUACUAUGAUCUGCUGAGGCUCUUUGAAUAUGGCGGCUAUCCUCCUGAAAGUAACUACCUGUUCCUUGGGGACUAUGUGGAUCGGGGCAAACAGUCACUCGAGACCAUCUGCCUUCAGCUGGCCUACAAAAUUAAAUACCCAGAGAACUUCUUCCUGCUCAGGGGUAACCAUGAAUGCGCCUCAAUCAAUCGCAUUUAUGGUUUCUAUGAUGAGUGCCGAAGGCGCUACAACAUUAAGCUAUGGAAGACAUUUACUGACUGCUUCAACUGCUUACCCAUUGCUGCCAUUGUGGAUGAGAAGAUCUUCUGUUGCCAUGGAGGUUUGUCUCCAGACCUGCAGUCCAUGGAGCAGAUCCGACGCAUCAUGAGGCCCACAGAUGUGCCUGACCAGGGCCUGCUGUGCGACCUACUGUGGUCUGAUCCAGAUAAAGAUGUGCUAGGCUGGGGAGAGAACGACCGUGGUGUCUCCUUUACCUUUGGUGCUGAAGUGGUGGCCAAAUUUCUCCAUAAACAUGACUUGGACCUGAUCUGCAGGGCUCACCAGGUGGUGGAAGACGGCUAUGAGUUCUUUGCCAAGAGGCAGUUGGUGACGCUUUUUUCUGCGCCAAACUAUUGUGGUGAGUUUGACAAUGCUGGAGCCAUGAUGAGUGUGGACGAGACCCUCAUGUGUUCUUUUCAGAUUUUGAAGCCAGCAGAGAAGAAGAAGCCAAACUCAAGUCGUCCAGUGACUCCACCAAGGAACAUGGUCACCAAGCAGGCAAAGAAAUAAGGCCUGUCACACCAGUGCAGUGGCCAUUUUUGGACUGGUCCUAUUAAGUUUCUUUAAUUUGUUACAGCUUCAGAUUUUCUCUCUGGCAUAGUGGUUAUGUGGAAUCACAUGAAACUGUCCACAGUUUAGGUUUCUUUUGCAUGCAUGUCCCAUACCCCCAACUUUAUCAAUUUUUUUUUUAAAUUCCAUCUACUUACAUCAACUGAAGACCAGAUUCCGAUACUGCAUCCCCCUUGUAUACCUAAAGAUGCACGUUUCUUAUUUUAGUUCUCAUAUUUUGUUUGAUCUCUUAUAUGCAUAGUGGCAAAGCAUUCACACUGUUUUGGCACCAGUUAAUGCAGGGAACUUUUCUAUCUGUGGAAUCACUCUACCGUUUCUUCUCCAUAAUGUUUUAUGCUCCACUCCCCCUGUACCCAUUUAAACCACUGUGAACAAAAAAAAAGCAAAAUAUUCACUUCAUGAAAUGGAGCAAAUGGCAUCUGAAGAAAGAUUUCAGGCUAGCUUGUGUGAAUGAGCCAGAUUUGCUGUUCUAUCCAGUUGUAUUUUAAGAAAUGUUUUAAGAUAAUCCUGUGACUUAUUUUAUUUCUUCUUAAAAGGUAAUGAAAACUAAAUUAAUUCAUGCGUAAUGAAUCUGUUGAUCUGUAGUAUUGCAUUCAAAGCUAAGUAGAUCUAGCUGAGGUGGGGGGUUUUUAAUGAAAAAUUAUAUCCAAAUUAAACAAGCAUCAAACCUCAAUUUUUAUUCAGUUCACUUUUUAUUUUACCAAGAUGCUUUUGCUUUUUUUUCUUCUUCAGUAUAAUUUGUUUAGGAUUUAGGAGCUUUUGCAUCAGGUAUGAGCAUGUCAUAGGUUUCUCAGGAGGAUGUUUUGUUGUGCACAUUUUUUCUCAGGGCAUGCAAGUUUUUGGCAUGUCUGAUAAUGUAGCUUAAUGCCAUGUAUGUUGACUUUCAAGGUCUACUUUGUUUUGUUUGUUUUAAGAUGUGUCUCCCAGAUCUACUGUCUAUACAAAAACAGUUUGAGUCCUUGCAAUAACUCAAUUUUCCACGUUAUAA
This is a messenger RNA of Neoarius graeffei (lesser salmon catfish), 2218 nucleotides long. Its product is annotated as serine/threonine-protein phosphatase PP1-gamma catalytic subunit A. The coding region runs from base 199 to 1170 and encodes 323 amino acids. NCBI's taxonomy places the organism in Eukaryota, Metazoa, Chordata, Actinopteri, Siluriformes, Ariidae. The record is from RefSeq and is a predicted model, not a curated record. The transcript is spliced from 7 exons. Gene Ontology annotation, cellular component: nucleus; cytoplasm. Gene Ontology annotation, molecular function: protein serine/threonine phosphatase activity.